Messenger RNA from Heterobilharzia americana, 1008 nucleotides. The record is from the annotation of a GenBank genome assembly. Lineage: Eukaryota; Metazoa; Platyhelminthes; Trematoda; Strigeidida; Schistosomatidae.
AUGUUGUACUUGGUGCUAUUAAUUUUGUCAGCCAAGUGUGUUACGUCAGCUCCGGUCAACACCACUAAAGAGGAAGAAAAAGAGCCGGUGGAUACUAUUGCCCACUAUAAAGAAUAUUUGAAAGAGGCAUCACGGUCAUUGCACUUGGAUCCUAAUACAUUGGCGACUAUUAAGAAACUACUUGACAAUAAUGUCAGUAUACAUGAUUUCCUAUUUUGGAAUUCAAGUCUACGUGGUGUAUAUGACGAAUCGAAACGUCGCAUAAUGGAUGAGCUUCUGGGAGCUGAUGGUGCUAAUAACCCAGAAAAAACAGAAAGGCCUUCUAAUAUGGAACUCGUGAAGAAAUCUAUUGAUCGCUUUAAAGAACUGGAUUUAUUUCAAAUCAAGCAAUACGAAGGCCAUGUAGAGAAAGAAAAAAAUGAAACAGUACAAAGAUUCCUUGACUUACCCGAGGAAAAACGUUCCCAGUUGAUAGAGCAUUAUAAGAAGGUACUUGAAAAACACCAAAAACGUCCAAAAGUUCACCAACCAGGAAGUGGUGAACAGCUUAAAGAAUAUUGGGAGAAAUUCGAGGGUAUGGACAAAAAAUCUUUCAACCCCCGAACUUUAUUUUCUGAUGUUGAUUUGAAUGGAGACGAUUACCUUGAUGUUGGCGAAGUAGAAGCGAUUUUACAACCUGAACUUGAUAAAGCUUAUGAUCCAAAUGACUCAGAAUUUGAUCCAUGGGAAGAAAAACUUGAUCAAACUAAGAUGAGACGAAAAUUUAUGGAUCACUACGAUAAGGAUGGAGAUUAUUUUGUUUCUCGUGACGAAUUCUUACGCGGUGUAACAUCCGAUUAUGCACGAACGGAUGAACCGUGGAAGACUGCUCAAGAUGAAGAAGAUACGUUUGAAACUAAUGAAGACGAAAUAAGACGGUUAGUUAGUGAAGCGCAAUUAAGACGACAGGUAUAUAUCACUCAACAGCCAGUAAUUCAGCAACCAACGCCACAACCUGAAAUAGUCUAA